This is a messenger RNA of Branchiostoma belcheri (Belcher's lancelet), 1655 nucleotides long. Its product is annotated as macrophage mannose receptor 1-like. The transcript is spliced from 12 exons. The coding region runs from base 94 to 1506 and encodes 470 amino acids. The record is from RefSeq and is a predicted model, not a curated record. NCBI's taxonomy places the organism in Eukaryota, Metazoa, Chordata, Leptocardii, Amphioxiformes, Branchiostomatidae.
AUCCUGUAGGGUAUAAGUAUAAAGGACGGGUCGAUUUCUCAACACUUUGUACCCAAACGAAGGAACUAAAGGGACCGUCGACCGAACUCCGCAAUGCUUUGGACUAUUUUCUUUGCUGCCGGGCUGGGCGUCGCAGCGUCUCAGUCGACGUGCCAGAACAUCAACGCUCUGUGCGGUGCCAGUCCGGGCUGGCCGCUCACCUCCAUGUGCCACUCUCACGACUACGUCAUGCAGAACUGCCCCGAGUUCUGCGGCACCUGCUCAUGUGCCAACGACCCGCGAGGCCCGUGCUAUAACGGCGGUACCCGGGGCGGGAACCCCGCCAACUACAACGAGCACACCUGCGACUGUAACUGUGUGGGCGCAUGGACAGGAGACCUCUGCCAAACUUGCGGUCUGUCGUGCGCAAACGGCGGAAUCCUGGACUCGAGCUCCUGCAGCUGCCGGUGCCAGCCCGGCUGGGACGGAACCACCUGCAGCGAUCCUUGCCAGGACGAUAGUCCGAACUGCGGUGCCAACCCGGGCUGGCCCACCACCGCCUCCUGUCACACUGACUACGUGGCGGAUCUGUGCCACAAGUUCUGCGGAAUUUGCGCGGCGGCGGGCAGCGGCAGCAUUGUAACCCAGGCUACAACCACGCACGCUACAACCACCACACGACCAACCACCAACCACCAAAUUUUCCCAUCUGGCACCUGCCCGACCGGGUUCCUGGCGAUGCUCCAGGACCCCAAACUCUGCGUCCGGGCAUUCAUGGAGGAGAAGUCCUGGUACGACGCCGGGAACACCUGCGCGACUUUCGGGGGGACGCUGGUCAUGCCCAAGAACGAAGACAUUCACCAGUUCUGUCUCCUCUUUAAAAACGGCGUGGACGCCAACAGCAAGUUCUGGAUCGGGCUGACGGACGUCGGGACGGAGGGACAGUGGCGUUACGUGGACGGCACGGCGGUGGUGGGAUUCAACAAGUGGAAUACCGGGGAACCGAAUAAUUCCGGAGGGAAUGAGGGCUGUGGCGAGUACCUCCCAGCCGGCAACGACAUGUGGAACGACUUGAACUGCGCCAACCCGCAGAAAUUCAUCUGCCAGACAACAUAUAGAACCUGCCCGACCGGGUACCUGCCGAUGCUCCAGGACAGCAAACUCUGCGUCCGGGCAUUCAUGGAGGAGAAGUCCUGGUACGACGCCGGAAACACCUGCGUGACUUUCGGGGGGACGCUGGUCAUGCCGAAAAACGAGGACAUCCACCAGUUCUGUCUUCUCCUGAAAAACGGCGCGGACGCCAACAGCAAGUUCUGGAUCGGGCUGACGGACGUCGGGACGGAGGGCCAGUGGCGCUACGCGGACGGCACGGCGGUGGUGGGAUUCAACAAGUGGGGCGCCGGGGAACCGAAUAAUUCCGGAGGGAACGAGGGCUGUGGCGAGUACCUCCCAGCCGGCAACGACAUGUGGAACAACUUGAACUGCGCCAACCCGCAGAAAUUCAUCUGCCAGACAAUUCUACCCUGAGGAAACCUGCCUUCCAAACUCUUUACGAAUGACGUGGUGGAAUGUACUUCAACUAGAGGCAGGAGAAAAGCAGAUGUAUUGAUGUCGGACAAGCUGAAUUGAUUGCAAAUAAAAGACGAAUAAACGCAAUAAAUGAUCAAUGCACUGGC